This is a messenger RNA of Effrenium voratum, 835 nucleotides long. The record is from the annotation of a GenBank genome assembly. Lineage: Eukaryota; Dinophyceae; Suessiales; Symbiodiniaceae.
UGGGGAUUUCUCUUGAGACAAAUAGCAAAGCCAACUUCUCCCCGGAGCCAUGUCUCGCCUCAGCGUGAGUGAGGGGGUUGCGACCAUCACCUUGUGCCGCGAAAAGGAGAAGAACUCCAUCUCCGGCGAGCUGCUGAACAGCCUGGGGGAUCAACUCAAGGAGUGUAUGGAGGAUGCCUCGGUGCGGCUGGUGGUGCUCACCAACGAAGGCAACACCUUCUGCGCGGGCGCGAACCUAAAGGGGGGCUCGGAGGCACCGCGCUACAGCCUGGUGGACAUUUUCAACCUCAUGCACCAGGGCAAGGUGGUGGUGGGCAAGAUCCGGGGCCACUGCGCCGGGGGCGGCGUGGGCCUGGCGGCGGCCUGCGACAUCUCGGUGAUCAGCGCAGAGGCGCAGGUGGGCUUUACGGAGGUCCGCAUCGGAGUGGCGCCCGCGGUCAUUUCCGUGGUGUGCCUCCCAAAGCUCUCCCGGGCUGCUGCGGCCGAGCUGAUGCUCUUGGGUGAGAAGGUGCCGGCUGUGAGAGCGCAGCAGCUGGGGCUCUUCAACCUCUGCGUCCCUGCUGCGGAGCUGGAUGCGCAGGUGGACCAAGUCGUGGGCAAGCUGCUGCUGGGGGGGCCCGAGGCGCUCAUGGCCACCAAGUCCUUGGUCUACCGCGUUCCGGGCAUGGCCUCUGACGCCUUCCAGUGGACCCAGGAGCUCUCUCUGAAGCUCUUCCGUGGCAAGGAGGCGGCCCAGGGCAUCGCCGCCUUCGCGAAACGAGAGCCGGCGCCCUGGGCGCCCAAGGCGAAGUUGUGAGAGGCUGCCCCCGGAGCCGAUUGGGCCCGGACGCGGCGC